Molecule: messenger RNA, 681 nt
Organism: Triticum turgidum subsp. durum (durum wheat)
Lineage: Eukaryota; Viridiplantae; Streptophyta; Magnoliopsida; Poales; Poaceae
Source: the annotation of a GenBank genome assembly
AUGCGUCGGUGCGUCACACGCGCGUUUCUUGUCCCUUUGCAGGAGUGGGCGAAGGGGUCGCUUGAGGAGGUGGUGCAGAACGCGAUCAAGACGUGGGAGAUGGAGCUGUCGCACAAGGCCCGCAUCGAGGACUUCAAGUCGGUGAGCCCCGGCCGGUUCACCCUGUCCGUGAACGGCGGGCGGGCCCUGACGGGGGAGGAGACGCUGGCCAUGGGCAGCUACAACGCGCUGCUCGCCAGCCCGAUCCUGCCGGGCACCGGCGCGUACGACGCCACCGCCGAGACGUUCGAGUCCUCGCACGACCUGUUCCGCUCCGCCUUCCCGCGCGGGUUCGCGUGGGAGGUGGUCAAGGUCUACUCCGGCCCGCCGGUGAUCGCCUUCAAGUUCCGGCACUGGGGCCACAUGGAGGGGCCCUACAAGGGCCACGCCCCCACCGGGGACAAAGUCGAGUUCUACGGCGUCGCCGUGCUCAAGGUGGACGAGCAGCUGCGGGCGGAGGACGUGGAGGUGUUCUACGACCCGGGGGAGCUUCUCGCGGGGCUUAUCAAGGGUCCCAAGGAGGAAGACGAGGCGGCGGCGGCGCUCGCCGGGAGGCUCCGCGAGGCGGCUACGGUGUCCGCAUCAGGUGCUGACGCGCAGCCGCAGGCCUGCCCCUUCCUUGGCUCUGGAAAGCAGGGGUGA